UGAAACCUGUAGCAAAGAAGAAGCUAAAUACAGAUGUCCACGAUGCAUGAAAUAUUCGUGCAGUCUGUUGUGUGUAAAGAAACAUAAGCUUGCACUGAGCUGUAACGGAGUCAGGGAUAAAACAGCGUUUGUCUCUGUAAAUGAAUUUACUGACUUGAACCUUUUGAGUGAUUAUCGUUUCCUGGAAGAUGUAGGAAGGACAGCUGAUGCUGCUGCUCGACAUUGUAUUGUGCAUAGUCCAGCAACAAAAAGACUUUUACAGUGCUUGAGAAACAAAGCUCGAGGGUGUAAUAUUGAGCUGAAAACACUGCCUGUGGGAUUUACAAAAAGAAGAGAAAAUUCAACCACGUUCAAUUCCAUGGAGAACAAGUUCUACUGGCAUUUGAAGCUCGUAUUUCCUCACUGUCAUGCUGAGUACACUUUAAAACGGGUGCCUGAUGAUAAAACACUCACUGAUAUCCUUAAGCCGUACAUUGAUCCAGUGGAGUCGGAUCCUGUAGUUUGUCAAAGAUUAAAAAUCUAUACAGCAUCUCCUCAGUCAGAUGUACAAAUUUUAAUGAAAAUAGAAAACAGGAGCCGAAACUCUGUCAGGUACAAUGAACUGGAUGCCAGUAGAAGCCUCUUAGACAAUUUGAAAGGCAAAAUAAUAAUUGAGUAUCCAACAUUAUUUGUGGUCUUGAAAACACUGAAGAAUGACAUGGUGGUUCUUGGCAAAGAUGGCAGUGAACCUGUAGCGAACUCGGACAGUGAAAGUUCAUCUAUUUCAUCUAUGGAGGAAGGGGAAAUUCGGGACAGUUCAUGACGGUGCUUUGAGAGGAGAGGGUGGAAUGAGCUUUUUGGGUUUUUAAUUAUUUAAUUAAAUGAUUUUUUUAUACAACUGAA
Molecule: messenger RNA, 882 nt
Organism: Manacus vitellinus (golden-collared manakin)
Lineage: Eukaryota; Metazoa; Chordata; Aves; Passeriformes; Pipridae
Gene: ZNHIT6
Product: zinc finger HIT-type containing 6
Exons: 9
Coding region: 47-802 (251 amino acids)
Biological process (GO): maturation of LSU-rRNA from tricistronic rRNA transcript (SSU-rRNA, 5.8S rRNA, LSU-rRNA); snoRNA localization; box C/D snoRNP assembly
Cellular component (GO): pre-snoRNP complex; nucleus
Source: RefSeq, a predicted model, not a curated record